This is a messenger RNA of Impatiens glandulifera, 1461 nucleotides long. RefSeq names its product laccase-3-like. The transcript is spliced from 4 exons. The record is from RefSeq and is a predicted model, not a curated record. Lineage: Eukaryota; Viridiplantae; Streptophyta; Magnoliopsida; Ericales; Balsaminaceae. Gene Ontology annotation, molecular function: hydroquinone:oxygen oxidoreductase activity; copper ion binding. The coding region runs from base 17 to 1450 and encodes 477 amino acids. Gene Ontology annotation, cellular component: apoplast. Gene Ontology annotation, biological process: lignin catabolic process.
GCAUGGAAUUCGGCAGAUGCGAACGCCAUGGGCAGAUGGGCCUGAAUAUGUUACUCAGUGCCCAAUCAUGCCAGGAAAUACAUACACUUACAAGUUUAACAUUGAAAAUCAGGAGGGAACACUGUGGUGGCAUGCUCACAGCAGAUGGCUCCGAGUCACUGUUUAUGGAGCUCUAAUCAUCUACCCUAAAGCGGGUUCUUCUUACCCAUUUCCAAAGCCCAAUGUAGAGUUUCCUGUUAUUCUAGGUGAAUGGUGGAACAGGGAUCCUAUAAGUGUGUUGAAUCAAGCACUUUUCUCAGGGGCAGCACCUAAUGUGUCUGAUGCAUACACCAUUAACGGUCAACCCGGUGACUUGUACCCAUGCUCCAGUCAAGGCACUGAGAGAUUUCCAGUGAACUCUGGCGAGAAAAUUAUGCUGAGAGUCAUCAAUGCUGCACUCAAUCAACAGCUCUUCUUUUCUGUAGCUAACCACAUGCUGACAGUUGUUGAAGCUGAUGCCUCCUAUACAAAGCCCUUCACGACUAACAUCAUAAUGCUGGGUCCAGGCCAGACAACCAACGUUCUUCUAACUGCUAAUCAGGCCCCAGGCCAAUACUACAUGGCAGCCAGAGCAUAUGCAACUGCACAAAAUGCACCAUUUGACAACACCACCACCACUGCUAUCCUUGAAUACAAAUCAUCUGGAAAAGGGACUGCAUCAAAUUCAAGGCCACUCCUGCCCCGCCUCCCAGCCUAUAAUGACACAGCCACUGUGACUGCAUUCCAGGCACAAUUCAGAAGUCCAUCCACAGCUAAGGUCCCACAAGAAAUAGAUGAAGACCUAUUCUUCACAGUUGGGUUCGGUUUUGUCAACUGUAAUCCUGGUCCCAGGUGCCAAGGCCCAAACAACACGCGAUUUGCAGCCAGCAUGAACAACGUGUCCUUUGUCUUACCAAAUACAAUUUCACUGUUACAGGCAUACUAUCAGAACAUUCAAGGAGUAUACACAACAGAUUUUCCUCCAGUUCCACUCACCCAAUUCAAUUACACAGGUAAUGUGAGUCGGGCCUUGUGGCAGCCUAUUUUCGGAACUAAACUCCAUAAGAUGAAGUUUGGUUCCAGUGUGCAAAUUGUUCUGCAAGACACAUCCAUCUUCUCAACUGAGGAUCAUCCCAUACAUCUUCAUGGUUACGAUUUCUAUGUUGUUGGGCAAGGUUUUGGAAACUUCAAUCCACAAAGGGAUGCAACGAAGUUUAACCUUGAUGAUCCACCUCUUAGGAACACAAUCGACGUUCCCGUUGGUGGGUGGGCAGUGAUCCGAUUCGUAGCAGAUAACCCAGGGGUGUGGUUGAUGCACUGUCAUAUAGACACUCAUCUUCCUUGGGGCUUGGCCAUGGCAUUCAUUGUAGAAAAUGGAGUCGGCAAGCUACAGACUGUUGAGCCUCCUCCAACAGAUCUGCCUCGUUGCUAAUAAGAUCUCUG